Nothobranchius furzeri (turquoise killifish) is the source of this 4437-nucleotide messenger RNA. The record is from RefSeq and is a predicted model, not a curated record. NCBI's taxonomy places the organism in Eukaryota, Metazoa, Chordata, Actinopteri, Cyprinodontiformes, Nothobranchiidae.
AUGGUUCGCUUUGAACGAGUCCAGCCCCUUCGAAAAACCGCCCAUUGGUUCUGCUGCCAAGCUCACAGACGUCAGAAGCGAACAGCGUCUCACUCUGUUCAGGCGGUGGAGGACCUGAAGGCUCGUGGACGUCUUGGUCGUCCCAUCCUCUGCUCUCUUCACCCCGGCCAGGAGCUCAGGCUCUUCUGUCAGCUCUGCGACCUACCCGUAUGUCUGGACUGCGCUUCCACGCUGCACAGAGACCACCACUGCUGUCCUACGCACGACGUCAUCGACCAUCACGGUGACCGUAUUCGAGAUCUGGUCAGCACGCGUCUACGACCCCGACUGGAGCAGAUGGAGGAAGUUCUACAGAAGGUGGAAACUUCCCAGGAGAAUUUGAAGGUACGGGUCGAGGCAACAGCCAGUGAGAUCAGAGCCUUUGCUCGAGGCUACGCCAGCGCUGUGGAGGCCCAUUGUCUGUCUCUGCUGCGGCGCCUAGAGGAGCUUCAGGUCCAGCGCAGAAACGUCCUCCACCUGCAGAGCGUGCAGCUGCAGCAGGGCCUGCUGGAUGUCCGAGGCAGUGUGGCGUUUGCCGAGCGCCUCCUGAGCUGUGGGUCUGACGCCGAGAUCCUCAGCGCUAAAGGAGUGACUCUAAGACGACUCGCCAGCCUGGCAGAGAGAGGCUAUAACCCUUGUCCAGCGGCGGUCGCCCCAGACGAUAGCAGCAGCAUUUGCUUCCUGCCCAGAGAGCCAGCCGGAGAGGUGGAGGGCUACCCAGUGGUGGGUGUGAUUAACUGGAGGACGCUGGAUGUCAGCAGGUGCACCAUUGAAGGAGAAGGUCUGCGGCGGGGCAGCGAGGGCCAGCCGGGCCGUUUUAGCCUGGUGUGUCGAGACUCAGCCGGGGAGCAGAUGGCUCGAGGAGGAGAGCAGGUCCUCGUCAGCAUCGUCCACAAAGAGAAGAAGAACUGCGCUGUGGAGACGGUGGUGGUGGACAACGCUGAUGGAACGUACAGCGUUUCAUACAAGCCUGAGGAACCAGGACCUUACUCUGUGUGGGUUUGUGUCAAAGCCCAGCAUGUGAAGGGUUCUCCGUUCCUGCUGAAUGUGAAGAAGAAGUUCAGACACCACGGUGGGACGUUCCACUGCUGCUCCUUCUGCUCCAGUGGAGGAGCCAAAGAGGCAAUCUGUGGCUGCGCAGGAACGAUGUCAGGAGGGUUUAAAGGCUGUGGUCACGGUCAUAAGGGACAUCCCGGGAAGCCCCACUGGUCCUGCUGCGGCAGCACCACUGAGAAGUCUGAGUGUUUACCUCCGAGCGUGUUGGCUGCUGUCUCUCCUCGUGGACAUCUGCGCACCGUGGAGCUGUGAGGGACCCAGAGAUGAGAACACAGAUCCAUCUAUAUUCUUGUCGUUGUUAUAAACAACAUUACAAUGGAACAAAUGCAGAGCUCUCAGUCAAAAACGGUCUGUUCUCUGGUGUUCACAUGUCUGUGGACAAUUAUUUCACCUAAAUGAAAAUGUGAAAUCAUUCUUUACUUGUUUCCAUCAUAUAGAGGAUUUUUUAAUAAAUGACAUCUAAAAAAAAACACUAUUAAAUACAGCCAUGAUGUGUUGAGCUCCACUGUAUCCCCUCUGUGGGCAGAUCAUGGCUCAGAAGAACAACACAUCUCCUGGUAGACCAUGCUGACUAACACUAACCCAGCUGAAUGUUGCCGACCACAGUCUCCUCCAGUAACUGUAACAGCCCAAACCACUACACCACCUCCACCUUGGGUCUAAUCCUAACCCUGGCUCUAACGAGGUUACCCUAACCCAAACCACUACACCACCUCCACCUUGGGUCUAAUCCUAACCCUGGCCCUAACAGGGUUACCCUAACCGAAACCACUACAACACCUCCACCUUGCUUUUGUUGUGGCUCUAAUCCUAAAGGUUGGUUUAUGCUUGACGCGUCCGUGAGGUCCGCACGGCUCCGCGCGGAAAAGUUGCGUCAUUUUAACAACCACGCCCCUCCACCGCACCUCCGCACGGCCCAAAAUUUCCGCAGCGCGCACCUAGGAAAUUUUCUAACCACGCGGACGGUCGGACGCGGAAAAGCAUGGCGGACCGGCAAGAACUAGUAUGGCAGAGGUUCAUAAAUACAGACAUUUGUGUGAUUCAGCUCUCAGAGAUCACCGCGAUCAACAUGUUGUUAAUAAUUCUUGGUGAGAAAUAGCUCGCACUGUCAGAAAAGACAAGGACCCUGUUAAAAAUGCUGGAAUGCCAUGUUGUAAACAACAGUAAUUUUUACUUCUACUAUGGUGUAGUGUUGGAUGCAUGUCGUAGAGCUCCAUGCUGCCCCCUACAGUUUGGGAGAAUAUCGGCUCACCGCAGAGACAAGCCGCUUGAACCAUAAACGCUGCAAGUUGUGAAGCGCGUUCCAUCCGCGAGCCGCAUCACCAAGCGGAAAGUAAAUGCGUCAACCAUAAACCAAGCUUAACCCUGGCUCAAACAGGGUUACCCUAACCCAAACCACUACACCACCUCCACCUUGCUAGUGUCUUGCCUCUAACAGGGUUUCUACACCAAAGAGGUUCCUGUGCUUGUCCUUAAAAAAUAGUCUUGUGACCCAUAAUAUCUGUCAGACAGAUUAGACAUACACGACUAUUGUAAGAAAACCACCCAUUUGUAGCUUUUCCCUCCCCCGCCCCCAAAUUCCAGGAUUUUAGGUAAGAACAUAUACAAUUCUUGAAAGCAGAAAAACUGAAUUUAUUGGAGGAAAGAAGCUCUGAGUGUCUCUAAAUGAGCUGCUGAUCUGAGUAAAAGUGAAACCAACUCAGAGAUUUUAGACUUGGAGCUCAUGUUUUCCUCAGCUGUUCUCUUGGAACCAGCAGAUGGUGCUGGGAGAACAGCCAGAGCUCUUGGUAAUGGGAACACGAAGAACUGGUUCACUACUGGAACUGGAAAAAGUGGACCAUCCAUCCAUUCCCAGUUGCUUAACCUUUUUUUCCUUUCAGGUUUUUAUGCCAUUAAUUUGUGUUUUUUCAAGUAGUGCAGAAUCACAAAGGUGGAUCUGCACCAGAGUCAGCCCCGCCCAUUCACGCAAACUCAGCCCAGCCCACUGACUUCUUCUGUUUGUUUUUUUUUUUGUUUGUUUUGUUUUUUUACUUUAUUGCAAACUAACCUGACCUACAUGAACUACGGCUGUUACUAGUUUACAGUUGUUAAUACUAAAUUCCAAUUAAGCAAGAUAAGUAUAAUUUGCUACAUGAAAUGAAAGGUUCUUUUCAGCAAAUUUCUGCCCACGGCCGCUCCGACAAAAUGCGCCUAAACCAGGGUUUUAGGCUAACCGAUUAUUGUAUGAGCUCUGGUAGUCCAGUGGUGUAACGGUCUGACUUAUGCUUCGUUUUGCCCUCUGCUGACGCUGGUUUGACUCUCACUGGGGUCGGCAGUAAUGUAUUUAGCCAACUGAAACAGAUUUAAUUUAUUAAUAUUUUAGUUUUAUUGAUUAUUUUCUACAAAAUAUUUUAUGUCUCUAAAAAUGUAUUUGAAUUUGGUUGUUUCUAAGCAGCAUUUUAGUUUAAACUCUGGACCCACACUGGCUAAAUAAACAAAGAAGGUAAAAACAAACUGAUUAGUUGUUAUAUUUUAAACCGUUUACCAAUAAAGGGUUGAAAACACAAUAUUGGCAAGAGUAGCUAGGAAAAAAAAAGUUGAUGCCACGACCGGGAGGAGAACCUGCACAAAACUACACACCAGUCUGACACCAUAGUCACCCCACCACUACAUCUGUUACAGUAUGGUUGGUGCCACGUAUCCUAUCUAGUGUGUCUUUGUAGACGGAUGGAUGGUUUUUCUGGCGGUGUCCCAGUAGAAGUCAUUUCAGAAGUCAUUUUUCAGAAAAUCCACAGAAUAUCCAGAUCUGAGAACCAAGACCAGACCUGCUUCAGGGGGAGAAGAAAUGCACAGUAGUGGCUUACUUUCUUCCAUUUGCAGGAAAAAUCUUUACAUUCAAUUCAGUUCAGAAAUACUUUAUUAAUCCCAGAGGGAAAUUGAUUGCUGUAGUAGCUCUGAAUAAUAAUAAUAAUCAAGUCAUCCAAGAGUUAUUGUAUAUUACAAUGGCUGUUGGCAGGAAGGAUCUCCAGUAGCGGUCAGUGUUGCAGCCAAACUGAAGAAGCCUCUGACUGAAGGCACUCUUCCGUUGUCGGACAGUCUUGUGAAGAGAAUGCUCAGGCUGAUUUAAAUCAGAAUAAAAUACAAACUUUAGGCUUCAGUUAAGCUGCGUGUUUGCGUGUAUCUGAUGUCGGCAACAGCCGGGAAACGUUUGUGUUUUCUGAAAAUAAAAUGUUGCUUUUAUGUGAGAUCAGCUGAUGCUGUUUUAACCUCCAACCCUCUCCAAAGCUGCUCUGACUUCUCCAGAGGUUUUGACCCACCCACCCACUCCUUGUUGCAACAUGAAAAAUAAAGUUUUCACUCUCA